GGGUGGCGGGGAGCUUGGACGUUCGCAGGUGCUCUCAGGGUUCCUCGGAACCUCCGGGACACAGAAGGACGCGCAGAUAUGAGUGACUCUGCGGGAGAGCUCGCUCGCCUCCGGUGCUACCGCGAGCUCCCAGUGUGGGUAGUGGAGGAUCAUCAGGAGGUUCUACCUUUUAUAUACCGGGCCAUAGGCUCAAAGCAUCUUCCUGCCAGUAAUAUAAGUUUUUUACAUUUUGACUCACAUCCAGACCUCCUUAUUCCUGUGAAUAUGCCAGCAGACACUGUGUUUGAUAAGGAAACACUCUUUGGAGAAUUAAGUAUCGAAAAUUGGAUUAUGCCUGCAGUUUAUGCCGGCCAUUUUUCUCAUGUAAUCUGGCUUCAUCCCACAUGGGCUCAGCAAAUCAGAGAAGGCAAACACCACUUUUUUGUAGGUAAAGACACUUCUACCACAACAAUCAGGGUUACAAGUACAGAUUAUUACUUCCUAAGUGAUGGUCUUUAUGUACCUGAGGACCAGCUGGAGAACCAAAAACCAUUACAAUUGGAUGUGAUUUUGGUGAAACCUUGUAAACUCUGUAGCAGUCCAGAAGAAAAUGCUGCAGUGUCUUCUGCAAAGAAGCCCAAGCUAACACUGGAAGAUGCAGGAAACACUGCCUCUGCUAACCGUAACUUGGAUUCAGAAGGACUGACAAAGGACACCAUGACACACAGAAGUGACCAAGCUUGCCAGGAGCCAUCAUGUUCAUGUUCUGAAAGUCAGCAAUGCCACACUACAGCCAGCACUAAGGAAAUUCUGGAAAUCUUGGAGAAGGGGGAUGCAUUUGUUUUAGAUAUUGACUUAGAUUUUUUUUCUGUCAAGAAUCCCUUCAAAGAAAUGUUCACUCAGGAAGAAUACAAAAUCUUACAAGAGUUGUACCAGUUUAAAAAGCCUGGUAGCAACCUAACUGAGGAAGAUUUAGUAGAUAUUGUUGAUUCUCGAAUUCAUCAAUUAGAAGAUUUAGAAGCAACUUUUGCUGAUUUGUGUGAUGGUGAUGAUGAAGAAACUGUACAGAAAUGGGCUUCAAAUCCUGGAAUGGAAUCACUAGUUCCACUUGUACAGAGUUUGAAAAAACGGAUGGAAGUGCCAGAUUAUGAAAUGGUUCAUCAAGCUGGUCUAACCUGUGACUAUUCAGAACUUCCUCACCAUAUCAGCACAGAACAAGAAAUUGAGUAUCUUAUUCAGUCUGUAUAUUAUUUACUGAAAAAUUUACCAAAACCUACCCUUGUGACAAUUGCAAGGUCAAGUCUGGAUGAUUACUGUCCUUCUGAACAAGUUGACACCAUUCAAGAAAAGAUCCUCAGUGUGCUGCGCUCCCUUUAUGGUACUCUAGACACUCACCUCGUGUAUUCAGCAGAAUAUUCUUCAUCGUGAAACAUAUAAAGCACUAGGCUCCUGUUACAUCUUGGUACAGUAACAGAGUUUUCAUUCACUUAUUUGUAAAUGAGUCUUCCAGAGAACACUUCUUAUGUUAACUUUCAGAUAUUUUGACUCUUCAAAUAUCAAUUGAACAAAGACAGGUUUUUGGGUGGUUUUGUUACAUCAAGUCUGCUAAAUCCCAAUGGUUGCUUAUCUUUGUUUUCAUUAUUGUCUUUAUUUAUGAGGGUUUUUUUUUUCAUCUUUCCCCCCUAGGGCAAUUGAUCUGUAUGAGAUUCAUUCUUACAUUUAUGUAUUCAUUCAACCAACUGACAUUUAUUAAGCACUUACAUGUGCCAGACAUUAUCAAGUACUGGACAUAUGGUAAUGAACAGAGUAGACAAGACCCUGCCCCUUUGGAAGAGGUAAAUGAGAAGCAAAUUAGCAGGUUAUGAACAAUAUUAUGAAAGAAACAACAAUCACAAACAUCUUAGGCAUGCUCUGAGUAUGGAUACCCUGACUUUGUAGAAAGUAGCAUUCGCAAAAGCUAGUACCAAAAAAAAUAACCCCUGCCAGUCCAUGAAAAUGUUACAGGAAGUCUGCCUUGUUCUUGGGAUUGUGACCAGACAAAAUGCUCUCAGCAUUGUGAUUUUGAUUUUUGGGUUUUGGGUUUUUUGCAGUACUGAAGAUUAAACUCAGGGGCACUCACUAGAACCCAGAACUACAUCCUCAGCCGUUCUUAUUUUUUAUUUUGAGACAGAGUCUCACUAAGUUGCUGAGGCUGGCCUAGAACUUGCAGUCCUCUUGCCUCAGCCUCCUGGGUCACUGGGGUUACAGACAUGAAUUUCCCAGCCCAGCUUCCAUCACUUUUAAUAAAGAGGUCUGAUGCCCCAGGUGGUGGUACACACCUAUAAUCCAGUAACUUGACAGGCUAAAGCAUUAAUAUCACAAGUUCUAAGCCAACUUUGGCAACUUAGUGAGACCCCAUCUCAAAAUUUAAAAAGUAAAAAGGGCCGAAGAUAUAGUUCAGUUGUAGAGCACUCCUGGGUUCAGUCCUCAGUAUUGAGAAUGAUGGGGGCAAGGCCUGGUCAAGUGAACUUUACCAAAGAAAAAUUCACUUUUUUGUAUGUUUUUGAUUUUAGUUUUGGUUUUGCUAACCAGAAAAGUCCUUCAGGGAGUUUGUCCUUCCAAAUAGUCAUUGUGGGUACCAGUUAUCAUGACCUUUAAGUGCCAUUUUAUUGACAGUCAAGAGUUGAUAAAUAUUUGGAUAAGCCAGAUUUUUAUGUAAAAAGUAGGGAAAAAAUUAAAUCUUUAAUUCUGACUGGCCAUAAAUACCCAAGGACAUACAGUCUUCCACCAGCCUUCUCAUAAUAUAAAUGAACAAAAUGGGUUCACUCCUUGACAAGUGCAAAGCCAAUAAGCACAACCAGGAGAUGAAAGAAUCAAGAAAUGCUUGCUAUUUGCAAUAGCUAGGGAGAGCACUAGAGAUCUAUCCCAAAGUAGCGCCUGUAAGCACCAAAAGGACAGGAAGCAGACCUCCACAGAUUCAGAGAAACCUUUAUUCCUUCGCAGACUCGGGGGCCAUUUGGGUCCACUUUCCAGAUGAGAAAAUGGCUGCCAGUUACAGAGGGGAUUCUGGUUUUAUAGGGUGCAAUGAGGAUGAUGUAAACAUUGGAACCCUGCUCGUGCUGGUUUGACCACCAGGGGCUAGUUGUUCAGGUUAAAGCCAGACCCUGAGGGAUAGUAUUCAAAUCUUGCCAUUGUCUUUUCAGGACUAAUAUGACACAUUGGGAAGGCCAAGUUUUAGGGCCUGGCAUUCCGAGUCCACCCCUUUCCUUUAGGGUCCAUUGUUAUCAGGAAUGCACUGGGAGAGGUUUAAUGUUUGGCCAAUUUCCUUUCCCACUUCUGUAGUCACAUCGUCCCUCCAUUUUCUUGGGGAAUUAUCUUACAGGAAUAUUAUUUUCCAUAACCCUUCAGCGCCUCUCCUGGAAUGAAGGGGUGGCUCUGGAGUGAGGCCUGUGUGUGCUUUCUGGAGGGGCUUGUCAUCACAGGUGGAGGCAAGCGCAUUCCUGUGCAUGCAUUUGGAGGUCAGCCUCUACGCACAUCCCAUGUUUAAAAAUGAUGGAUGGGAGUGGCUCCAAGGUGGAGAAUUUAGCAUUAUCAUGACAUAAUGAGCAAGUUCCACUCUUAAGUCACCCUGAAUAAUAACUGGGUGAUUUGGGCUAGUUUAAAGUGGUUUCUUGCCUCUUUUUCUGGGAAGAUUUAUCUGAAACAAUAACAACAACAGAAACCCAGCUUGAAGGGAUGUGUCUCACCCCCUCCCAGUACAAACCAGGUGUUUACCCCUAUGAGUUCCUGCCUAGCAACUAAAAAUAAGUAAGAUAACCCUUCCAGAGACACUCUUAAUCAUGGAAAUUCUUAUUUUCCCAAUUUGCCAGAGCAUUCUGCUCUUCAAUAUGCCUUUUAUUCAGUAAUCAUUUUAACUAGCUGUUUAAUUUCUCUUCCUUUAAAGGGUAAGAUGACAUGUAAAGACAAAAGAAAACAGCACUCAUCCACAACUGUAGAGUUGCGUGUAACUAAAUCAUAGUGUUACCUAAUAUGGGGGCUAAUACUCAAGGACACAUUACCAUUGUCACUCAGUAGAUGGCACCAGACCCCAUUUUUCCACUGAUUCUCAUUUCCAGUGAAUUUUUCUUACCACUAAGUUGAUUUCCAAAGUCUGGUGGUUUGAAUGCUUGUGUUGACUUUACUUAUUAGCUUUCCAUUUUGAUAAAACAUACCCCAAAAAGGUUUAUGUUCUUGUAAAAUCAGAAUUGCAAAAUUGUACUCUUUAUUUAUUUUUAAAUUAUAGGCAUAACGUUUAUGAGUAAAUUAUUUUGUGUAUUUAAAGAAAUUAAAAGUUGUGUUUUGAAGUUUUAAAGAUUUGCUUUGGGGGGAGUUUUUUUUGUUUUUUUGUUUUUUGUUUUUUCAGUGCUAGGGAUUGAACCCAUGGCCUCACAUGGUGAGCAAACACUCUGCCACUCAGCUGCAUCCCCAGUGUUGAUAUCAUUGAUCAACAAUGUUAAUAUCAUUGAUCUUAUAAGUCUUUGUUUUAGUCUUUUAUUACAAUUCCCAUGAACUUGAGUGUGAUUCAUCAUUGUUUUAAUUCAGGAUGAAUAAAAGCAUCAAAUUCUGUUACAGGAACACUCAGAUUGUUUAAUUCUCUUGUUCUGUGAUUGUAUCUUGAAGAAUAAAAUUCA
This is a messenger RNA of Sciurus carolinensis (gray squirrel), 4628 nucleotides long. It is a transcript of the gene C6H5orf22, whose product is annotated as chromosome 6 C5orf22 homolog. The transcript is spliced from 9 exons. The coding region runs from base 79 to 1407 and encodes 442 amino acids. The record is from RefSeq and is a predicted model, not a curated record. Lineage: Eukaryota; Metazoa; Chordata; Mammalia; Rodentia; Sciuridae.